AUGUCGGAGGCGAAGCUGGAGCCCAACGCCACGGGCCUCAGCUACAACGCUGGGAUCAGCGCGUGCGAGAAGGGCGAGAAGUGGCAGCAGGCCCUGUCGCUGCUUCGCGAGAUGCGGGCGGCGAGGUCGGAGCCCAACGUCGUCAGCUACAGUGCUGGUGUCAGCGCGUGCGAGAAAGGAGAGCAGUGGCAGCGGGCCUUGUCGCUUCUCAGCGAGAUGCGGGGGGAGAAGCUGGAGCCCAAUGUCAUCUCCCUACAACUCUGGGAUCAGCGCGUGCGAGAAGAGCAAGCAGUGGCAGCGGGCCCUGUCGCUGCUCGGCGAGAUGCGGGAAGCGGAGUUGGAGCCCAGC
This is a messenger RNA of Prorocentrum cordatum, 349 nucleotides long. The record is from the annotation of a GenBank genome assembly. Lineage: Eukaryota; Dinophyceae; Prorocentrales; Prorocentraceae.